AUGUGCAGUGUGACGUCUGUACUGGAAGAAAUUACAAAGCCGUCCUCAAAGGUCUAUUCCCUCACAUAUAUUUUUUAUGCUACAACAGGUGAUGACGAUGAUGAAGAAUAUACAGAUUCUGAAGAUAUUGUGACACGUACACAGUUCCCUGAGAGUUGGCUUUGGGAGGAGGUUGAGCUAGGUGAGAAAAGUCCAACACCAGUCACAGAUAAAAUAAUCUUCCUGAAAGACUCCAUUACUACCUGGCAGAUCUUGGCUGUCAGUCUGUCACCAACUCUUGGCAUCUGUGUGGCAGAACCUAAGGAGAUGGUCGUUUCUAAACAUUUUUUCAUUGAUCUCAAGAUGCCUUACUCAGCUGUGCGCGGCGAACAACUGGAAAUCAAGGCCAUUAUUCACAAUUACUCGCAAAAGGAUCUGAAGAGGGUGCGCGUGGAGUUCAUGGAGACAGAAGAUGUUUGCAGCUUUGCCAGUAAGAAAGGCAAAUACAGAACAAUGGUAUACGUCAAGAGUGACUCCAGCGUAGCGGUUUCAUAUGUGAUUAUUCCCAUGACACUGGGAGAACAUCAUAUUGAAGUGAAAGCUGCAGCAUAUGAUUUCUCUGAUGGAGUGAGGAAGACACUGAAGGUGGUGUCUGAGGGUGUGCUGACUCCAUUACAUAGAGAAAAUGUGGAGCUCAAUCCUGCUAAGAAUGGAGACAAAUCUUUAGUUUUUAAAGCUGACACACCAGCUGAUCGCCUUCCAGACACACCUGCUAAGACGUACAUCUCAAUUAACGGUGAGGAGAUCACUCAGACAGUCGAGCAGGCCAUCAGUGGAAGCUUCAUGGGUCGUCUUAUUAUCCAACCCAGUGGAUGUGGAGAGCAGAACAUGGUCCGUAUGACUCUACCUCUCAUUGCCACUCAUUACCUGGACCGCACCAAUCAGUGGGAGGCUGUUGGCAUGGAUCGUCGUACAGAUGCCAUUAACCAUAUCAACACAGGUUAUCAGCAGCAGCUGGCUUACCGUAAACCAGAAGGAUCCUUUGCUGCUUGGACACACAGGCCGAGCAGCACAUGGCUGACAGCAUAUGUGGCCAAAGUGUUCGCCAUGGCCAAUAACUUAAUUGCUAUUAAUGACACUACAGUCUGCAACGCCCUUAAAUGGCUGAUUCUCCACAAACAACUUCCUAAUGGCUCUUUUAAAGAGGAUUCAGCUGUAAUUCAUGGAGAGAUGGUGGGUGAUGUACAGGGCAAAGAUGCCGAUGCCUCUCUGACGGCCUUUGUCGUGAUCGCCAUGCAAGAGGGCAGAGAGAUCUGUGCUGGAUCAGUUGGUAGUCUGCAUGAAAGUAUCAGGAAGGCUGUUGUCUUUUUGGAAGGUCGACUUCCAAAACUGACCAAUCCUUACGCUGUUGCGAUGACAUCCUACGCCAUGGCCAAUGACGACAAACUCAAUAAAGACAUCUUGAUGAGACACUCCACCCAAGAAGAAGCCGGUCGGUCCUGGACUGUCCCUGGACAGCAUCAUCACUCACUAGAGGCAACGGCGUAUGCUGUGCUGGCACUUGUGAAGGAAAAAGACUUCAAUAAAGCAGGAGAGGCAGUGCACUGGCUGAACAGACAACAGUCUCACUAUGGUGGUUUUGAAACCACGCAGGCAACCAUCAUGGUGUUUCAGGCCGUGGCAGAGUAUCGCACACAGGUGAAAGACCGAAAAAACUUCAAUCUGGAGGUGGAGCUGUCUGUGGCAGAAAGAAAAGAUAGUGUCACAUACACUAUCAGAAGAGAUAAUAUUCAUCUUACACGGUCAGACAGGGUGGACAUAGACAAGGACUUCAAUGUAACUGCUAGAGGAACUGGAACAGCCACUCUCUCAGUUCUGACGCUGUACUAUGCCAGACCUAUUGAGAAGAAGUCUGACUGUACAUUCUUUGAUCUGACUGUUAAAAUGGAGAAAUGCCCUGAAACAAAUAAAGACGCCAUUGCAAGUUACAACUUCAUUAUGGAUUUCCGUUACAAAAAUGAUCAAACCAAUGCCACUAUGACUAUUCUGGACAUUGGCAUACCCACUGGAUUUGAAGUUGAAAAAAAUGAUCUUAAAAAGUUGUCAACGGGGAAGGAGAGAUACAUUCAGAAAUUUGAGAUGGACAAAGAGCUGUCAGAGCGAGGAUCCCUCAUCCUCUAUUUAGAUCAGGUUUCUCAUAAAGAGAAAGAGAGAAUAGUGUUCAGAAUGCACCAGCUGUAUAAUGUGAGUGCGCUACAACUUGCUGCUGUCACAAUAUAUGAAUAUUACUCACCAGAUGCACGCUGUACAAAGUUCUACCACCCUGAAAGGGAAGAUGCCAUUCUAUACAGACUGUGUAAAGGAGACCUGUGCCAGUGUGCAGAAGAAAACUGUAGUUACCAGAGGAAAACCAAUACCAAAGAAGAGGAGCGUUUAAAUAAAGCCUGUGAAGGUGGCAUGGAUUAUGUUUAUAAAGUCACAGUAGUGGGGAUGGAUCUGAAACAGGACUCUCACAUCUAUGAUUUGAAGGUGGUGGAGGUGCUGAAAGAAGGCACAGACAAUACAGUCCAUGGGGAAGUGAGGCAAUUUUUGUCUCGUCCAAGUUGCAAAGAACAUUUGGGAUUGGUAGUAGGCAAGUCGUACCUCAUCAUGGGCAAAUCUGUUGACCUCCCAAUCUUAGGUGGAAGGCUGCAGUAUAUUUUUGGAGAGCACACCUGGGUUGAAUACUGGCCUACAAGAGAGGAAAGCCAAACUUCAGAACACAAGGAUCGAUACGUCGGCAUCUCUGUGCUUCAGAAUAGCCUGACUCUACACGGAUGUGCUACAUAAUUAAAAAAAUUAAACAUGAUCUUUAGCACGCUUUCAUUAAAUCUUAGAUAAUAUUGUCUGAGUCAAAAUACGUUUUAAUACUAAUACAAAAUACCAGUAAUUUUGUAUAAAAAAAAGGAUGACUGAUUGAAACUUGAAAAAAUGUUCAUUUUAGACACCUGACUAGUUAAUAAUGGUGUGAUUAAACAGUGCUUUGCAAGAAUGUUCUGAUUACUCUGAUGUUUAAUUCUGAACUACUAAUCCAACAUUGUAAUUAAUUUUGUGUGAUAUUUUGAAUUUGUAUAAUCAUUUUAGUCAUAAGAGACUUUAAAGGAUAAUUUCUGGAUAUCUGAAUAGAUAUAAUAUCUGAAUGAAAUUUGAGUAUAUAAAGGCUAAACAUUAUUUGAAAAAAAAAAAAAAAAACCAUUUCAAAUGAAAUCAAAUAAAUGGGUCCAGAUG
Molecule: messenger RNA, 3246 nt
Organism: Labeo rohita (rohu)
Lineage: Eukaryota; Metazoa; Chordata; Actinopteri; Cypriniformes; Cyprinidae
Product: complement C3-like
Exons: 25
Coding region: 1-2808 (935 amino acids)
Cellular component (GO): extracellular region
Molecular function (GO): protein binding; endopeptidase inhibitor activity
Source: RefSeq, a predicted model, not a curated record